UAGGAGUGUCGUCUGGCAACGAUAGAUGGCUGAAGUCUUAGGUUGCAACUGCUAGUGUGGUAAAUUGCAUUGUCUUAUUAAAAUCCGUGAUGAAUAGUCGUUAUAUUGUGGCGGACAACAUAUUCGUCAUGUGAGAAAUCCAGAGUUUUUAGUAUUGACAUUAAAACUUUGUUGUGUUAAUGUUGCAAAUUGCGGUUUGCCCUUAAGAGGGGUCACUGAAUUUACAUACGGAGUGCAUGUCAGUGCUGAUGUACUUUGCUUGACAGUAGACCACAGCUAGUUAGACCGUUCGCGUGUUCUCACACAGCUGAUCGCAGUUUUGUUUUAUGUUGAGACUGAUUAUUUUAUACGAAAAUGAAGAGGUCUCAUAACAGAAGUCGUAACAAGAAAACAGGAAAAGCUGAUAAAAACCUUGACAUGGCAGACUUUCAGUCAGCCACUACAGUGCAUGAUAAGAAAACCCACAGUACUAGUGGGGCACAGCAGCCAUCAUUAUUGUCGUCUCUUUGGAGUGUCCUAUUUGUAAUAAGCUCGGCCCUCAUUGGUUUUGCUGCUUUCAGAAACACACUUACAUGGCAUUUGCAAAGAUUCUGGGGUGCUUCUGGUGAUUUCUGGCAGGCUCUGUGGGAUAGACUACUUGAUGUAACAGGAGAAGAUCCAUUUACCUUCUGGGUGUAUGGAACAACUGUACUUACGGUCGCUGUGUACUGGAUAUUUGGUGGUAUUUACACAAUACUGGACGUCACAAAUAAACCUGCUGUCCUGCGCAGGUACAAGGUUCAACCUGGAACCAAUGAACCAGUUGACACAAAACGCUUGUUGCAGGUGAUAGGAUGGGUGCUGUUUAACCAGAUUGUUGUUGGUAUGCCAAUAGCAUACCUGAGUUAUGUAUUGAUGAAGUGGAGGGGCUCUCCCCCUUUACGGGAACUACCUACUUUCCACUGGGUUCUUGUCGAGAUGGCUGUACACAUACUUAUGGAAGAGAUUGGCUUCUAUUACUCUCACAGAGUUCUUCAUAGCCGUUACCUGUAUCGCUUCAUUCACAAGAGGCACCAUGAAUGGACAGCUCCAAUUGCAGUGACAGCAAUGUAUUGUCAUCCACUGGAAAGUAUAUUCUCAAAUCUGCUUCCUAUAUUCCUUGGAGUGUUCAUCAUGGGAUCACAUGUAGCCACUGCGUGGCUCUGGUUCUCAUUGGCAAUCCUGUCUACUCUCAAUGCCCAUUCAGGCUAUCAUCUUCCAUUUUUCCCAUCACCUGAAGCUCAUGACUUUCACCAUCUGAAGUUUAACCAAUGCUUUGGUGUUCUGGGUGUACUGGACCGCAUUCAUGGAACUGACACUUUGUUCCGUAAUACAAGAGCUUAUACGCGCCAUGUGAUGAUGCUAAGCCUCAUUCCUCCUCGUGAAGCAUUCCCUGAUGAAAGCAAAUGCAGUUCAAAGCAAAGGAAUUAAUGAAGCUAUAACUGAAUGGGCAGAGUACAUUUCUAGUGCAGGAAGCCAACUCUGUAAGAGAAUCUGUUUCUGUUCCUGCUGGAUGAUAUAUUUUGAAGUCAUUAGCAUUAGCCCAAGAAUUUAUUACUAUUUUCUGUACUGGAAGGAAGUGAAAGUUUCAUGAUAAAUUUUGGUACUAUUUUGAGGUUCAGCUGCCUUGGGUCAACAAAAGGAUGCUAGUUGCAUUGCUUGGUACUGUCUUUAGGAAUGAUGAAGGGUUAAAAUAUAAAUGGUAACUACAUAAAUCAAUUAAGCUGUUAAUGGAUGGGUUGUAGUACAUCUUCAUAUUGUGGUUUAUUUUCAGUAUUAUUUUGGUAAUUGGAAAACAUCCGUCACUAAAAUGAUUUGUUCAAUUUUCAAUUGUAGAAAUGAUAUAGAACAAUUCACAGAAGAUUAUAAGACAAUCCACAGUACAUGACUGAUGAUCAUGGUAAGUUUUUCUUAAGGAUCUCAGAAGUUAAAAUUGUACUUGCCAGUAAAGCAUGGUUGUCAAUCAUCUGCAGUGCACUCAGUUUAAUUGCUGGCCAGGACUUGACACUGGUUUAUCAUUACUUUCAGAGCCCCUCGAGAAAAAUACCUGCAGCUUCUGCUCUAUCUAAAGAUAACAGUGCUUGGUAGCAUGGAAAGUAUUAGUGGGAAUGGCUGCUGUCAGAGGUUAAAACAGCAUUUAUUUACAGUAUACAUUUUUAUAUUCUUUUUAUUCUGCACAUAGUAAUAUGUGUAUUUCUUUGCCAGUUCUUACUUAUUUUUUGGAAGGUGCUAAACACUGCACUGUGUUCUGAUGUCCUAUGUGAGACCUGAGGCCCUAUGGUCUCUUUGAUUCACAAUUACACUGAAACAAUGAAUCCUUUUAACAUUUGAUGGGACUCACUAAUGAGUGACUGGCCCAUUGCCAGACCUUCUGCCUACAAGGAAUAACACAGAAAAAUGUGGAUAUAUAUAUAUAUCCAUGUCCCAAGCAAGAUUUUAACCAAAGAUCCCAGUGUUAAACUAAUCCAAGACUUUGCUUCCCCUGUGAUCAGUAAUUAUAAAUUUUGAUACAAAAACGUUAUUUUCUGAAUAGUGCAAUUUUUUUAUAAUACCGUAUU
This is a messenger RNA of Zootermopsis nevadensis, 2576 nucleotides long. RefSeq names its product fatty acid hydroxylase domain-containing protein 2. Gene Ontology annotation, molecular function: oxidoreductase activity; iron ion binding. The record is from RefSeq and is a predicted model, not a curated record. Lineage: Eukaryota; Metazoa; Arthropoda; Insecta; Blattodea; Termopsidae. Gene Ontology annotation, biological process: lipid biosynthetic process.